GGUCCGUUCAAACCGCCCGCGAGGCUGAGAGGGCGGUUGUUGUUGGCGGCUGUGGCUAAGGCAGACGCCCGUUUUAGCCGUUGGGGAACCGUUGGGAAUCCGGUAUCCGAUGCGGACGCCAUGGAGCCAGAGAGGGAAGGGACCGAGAGACACCCCAGGAAGGUCAGGAAAAGGAGGCAGGCCCCAAACAAGCUCGUCGGGGCGGCUGAGGCGAUGAAAGCCAGUUGGGAUCUCGAGGAGAGUCAGCCCGAGGCCAAGAAAGCCCGCUUAUCUACCAUUUUAUUUACUGACAACUGUGAAGUAACCCAUGACCAGCUGUGUGAAUUGCUGAAGUAUGCAGUUCUGGGCAAAUCCAGUGUUCCAAAACCCAGCUGGUGCCAGCUUUUUCAUCAAAACCACCUAAACAACGUAGUGGUUUUUGUUCUGCAGGGAAUGAGUCAGCUACACUUUUACAGGUUCUAUUUGGAAUUUGGAUGUCUUCGAAAAGCAUUCAGACAUAAAUUCCGCUUGCCUCCACCAUCAUCUGAUUUUCUAGCUGAUAUUGUUGGGCUACAAACAAAACAAAGAGCUGGAGAUCUGCCCAAGACAAUGGAAGGGCCUUUACCUUCUAAUGCAAAAGCCACCAUCAACCUUCAGAAUGACCCCAUCAUUCAAAAGUAUGGCUCUAAGAAAGUGGGCUUGACCAGAUGCCUUCUGACAAAGGAGGAAAUGAGAACGUUUCACUUUCCAUUACAAGGUUUUCCUGAGUGUGAAAACUUUUUACUUACCAAAUGUAAUGGUUCUAUAGCAGACAAUAGUCCUCUCUUUGGACUUGACUGUGAAAUGUGCCUCACAUCUAAGGGGAGAGAGCUAACACGCAUCUCACUGGUUGCUGAAGGAGGCUGCUGUGUUAUGGAUGAACUGGUCAAACCUGAAAAUAAGAUUCUGGACUACCUCACCAGCUUUUCAGGAAUCACGAAGAAGAUUCUUAACCCAGUGACGACCAAACUCAAAGAUGUACAGAGGCAGUUAAAAGCACUGCUUCCUCCUGAUGCUGUGUUAGUGGGCCACUCCUUAGAUUUGGAUCUCAGAGCACUGAAAAUGAUACAUCCAUAUGUUAUUGAUACAUCAUUGCUUUAUGUCAGAGAGCAGGGCAGAAGAUUUAAGCUGAAGUUCUUAGCCAAAGCUAUUUUGGGGAAGGAUAUACAGUGUCCAGACAGACUUGGUCAUGAUGCCACAGAAGAUGCUAGAAUAAUCCUUGAAUUGGCUCAGUAUUUCCUUAAGUAUGGCCCAAAAAAGAUUGCAGAACUAAAUCUAGAAGCACUAGCUAAUCACCAAGAAAUAAAAGCAGCAGGCCAAGAGCCUAGAAACACAACAGAAGUACUUCAGCAUCCAAACACAAGUGUUUUAGAAUGCUUGGAUUCAGUGGGUCAGAAGCUUCUUUUUUUGACCCGGGAGAUAGAUGCUGGUGAACUUGCAUCUUCCAGAAACUGUCAAACUAUAAAGUGUCUUUCAAAUAAAGAGGUUCUUGAGCAGGCCAGAGUGGAAAUCCCCCUGUUUCCCUUCAGCAUUGUUCAGUUCUCUUUUAAGGCCUUUUCACCUAUCCUCACCGAGGAGAUGAACAAAAGGAUGAGGAUCAAGUGGACAGAGAUAUCAACUGUCUAUGCUGGGCCAUUUAGCAAAAAUUGCAAUCUCAGGGCUCUGAAGAGGCUAUUUAAGAGCUUUGGCCCAGUCCAGUCAAUGACUUUUGUUCUUGAAACCCAUCAGCCUCAUCUCUGUAUACAGUAUGAAGUCCUAGAAGCAGCCCAGCUGGCCAUAGAGUCCUUGGAUGGUAUUCUGGUAGAUGGUACCUGCAUCAAGGUGCAGAGGCCUGUGACAGAGCUCACGCUUGAUUGUGAGACCCUCGUGAAUGAGCUGGAAGGAGAUUCUGAAAACCAAGGCUCUAUAUAUCUGUUUGGAGUGAGUGAAACCUUCAAAGAACAGCUGUUGCAGGAGCCCCGCCUCUUUCUUGGCCUGGAAGCUGUGAUCUUGCCUAAAGAUCUUAAAAAUGGAAAGCAGAAAAAAUACUGUUUCCUAAAAUUCAAAAGUUUUGGCAGUGCCCAGCGGGCCCUCAACAUUCUCACAGGCAAGGACUGGAAGCUGAAAGGCAGGCAUGCUCUAACCCCCAGGCACCUCCAUGCCUGGCUCAGAGGCUUACCACCUGAAUCAAGAAGGCCCGCAGGGCUUCGUGUUGUACCUCCCCCUUUUGAACAGGAGGCCUUGCAGACUCUGAAACUGGACCACCCAAAGAUAGCAGCCUGGCGCUGGGGCCGGAAGAUUGGAAAGCUCUACAACAGCUUGUGCCCAGGCACUCUCUGCCUCAUCCUGCUGCCAGGAACCAAGAGCACUCAUGGUUCACUCUCUGGCCUAGGACUGAUGGGAAUAAAAGAGGAAGAAGAAAGCACCAUCUCAGGCCUGUGAUCAUGAGUCGGCCUACCAUGUUUCCAUGUGCCAUUUCUUACCCCUUGUAGGCAAUGGCAAAGAAUGUGGUCAGGCUGUAGUCUCUCCAACCAGCAGACAGCUUUUGUGGAAACUUGGUGUAGCAGCUAAAAGAGUUUAGUUUGUUUAUAUGGCAUGUAUACGUUUUCAAUAAAUGCCUAAAGUUCAAGCAUAGUAUGGGGGUGUCCACAGAUUGUUUCUUUGUGUCAUUGAGUUUAUGUGCAUAGGCGUGGUAGCAGGUACUCACUCCACGUAGCACCCCUAUUACGUGGUAUAUUCUGGUAAGGAAACCAAGAGGACUGACUGCUCUGCAGAAACCCAGCCAAUUAGACAAUAUGUCAAAGUUGUAAUGUCUGUGAAGCAAAUUUCUUUAAACUGUUUUCUUAUUGACAGCUCUUAUAAAAUUGAAGGGCAAUGAUAGGCUGAACUGAAAAAUCUGGCAAGUCCACCAGGCAGUGGAGUGGAAGAUUCUUUUAGUUUUUUUAAGCAGCCCUGGAAACCCCUUCCAUUCCACGUUUAGGAAUCCUUCCCUUCAGAACAUGACUGCAGUGCCACCCUUCACCAGUAGGUGCCUCCAUCACACCAUCUCUCCCCCUAGGAACUGGAAACUUGAAAUUCAGUAAAAGCCGUUUUAAUCAACUCUCAAACUGGUAACAAUCUGUGUUGGAAAGGACAUGGGGCAUAGGCACCCAAUUCCAAAACUAGUAGAGAUAUUAACUGCCCUCCAGAAAAGAUGAAUCUGGCAUACAGUAUGUAUCAUACCCAAAAACCUCAUAAAUUGCUCCAUACACUGAGACCCUGUAAUUCUACAGCAUUGUCCUAGGGUACUAGGAUCGUUACACAAAAACAUGUAAUGAAGGAGAUAUCACAGGGUUAUUACAAUGGAGUUAUAGAUAGCCAGUUCUAAAGUGUGUGUGUGUGAGAGAGUAAAAUCUUCAGUGAAAGAGAUCUUCAAGAAGAGGCAGUAGACCUCUAGAUCCAGAAUGCUUGACUUUGAAUCCCAGCUUUUUAAAUCAUUAGCUGUGUGAACUUGAAUAUUACUUAACAUUCCUGUGUCUGGAAUAAUGGCAUGUAUCCAGAGGAUUACAGAUUAGUGAGAUUAUGUAUUCACAGUACUGUAUAUUAUUUGUUGUAUGAAGUCUGGAGGGAUACAGAAUAGCAUGUAGUUUGAGUCCACUUUUGAGGGAUACAGAAUAGCAUGUAGUUUGAGUCCACUUUUGUAGGAGAAAAUAUACAAGUUAUACAUAGGCUUCUAACAAAACCUGCAAGGCUAUAUGCCAAAAUGUUAACAGUAUAUAUCUACGGCUAGUGGCAUUGACAAAUUAGGUUUUAACAAAUGCUUUUCUGUUGUAGACUCGACUUUUUUCUUAAACAUUCAAUAUACAUUGCUUUUAUAAUUGGAAAAUAAUUCUUAACAGCUGCUGUCAGGAGAAGAAAAGAAGAAAAAGAUAAUUCUACUUAAAAUUAACUCUUAGGGUUGGGCAGUUGGAGCAGUGUUUCCUGUAAAUGUAGCUUCAUAAUAUCUGGUCCUAUAUGAAAGUUUAAAUGUAGCUUCUGUAAGAUCUGGCCCUAUAUGGAACCAGAACUGAAGAGCUUGACUUGGGGUCAGACACUGCAACUUGAUUCAAGUCCCUUCAUCAGAAGGAAAGUUCCCUAGGUGAACUGCCAACUUCUGCUGCAAGGCCCUGAGAACUUGAAGCUGACAAGUGUUGUUGGGUUCCUUCCUGCCCAGCUGAGCUCCAAAGCUGUGAGAGCUUAGCUGCUGUUUACCUCUUGAGGCUGAAGUCUUCAGAGACAAAUUAAGUGCCUGCCUUGAAUAUGAACAGGCCUGGGUUGGAGCUUCACCUCCCACACACACCUGAGUAUUUGGGGGCAAGUCACUUAACCUCAUUUGAGGCUAUUUCCACAGCUGUGUAAAAUGAGGAAAUAACUACUUUUGAUUAUUGAGACAUUUGUGGAAAAUGACACAGUAAUGCACUAUGUGUGAAUUAUUUUCCCUCUCUGGGCCUGUUUCCUCACCUUUAAAAUGGGGGAAAUUAGUACUUCAUAAGGUUAUGAGGAUUAAACUAGGAAAAGUCAAGAUUGAGUGCUGAAUGACAUACUAUUUUACUAAGGAUCAUCUCCCUGUACCAAGAGCACUCCACUUGCUCCCAAGAAUAGCCAAGGCCAUCUUUUUCUUAGGAGAAAGGGUAGGGCUGGAGGUUUCCCCAGGGAUCCAACUCCAGAACUCUGCAGAGAUGGGCCUGCACGACAAGGCCUCUGAGACUUCAGUCUGCACACUCUGUUCUUUCGCCUGAUGCUCCACCUUUUGGAAGCCAAAGCUGCCAACUUGGCCUCUUGCAAAACACACAUUCCAUUCAUAAGUGCGUUUGUGCAUUUUUCCUCCCACACCCUUCUAGGCAGCCAGUGCAGAGCUGCCAAGGCAGCUGCUGGAGAAGCAGCUUCUUAUGGAGGAAAAGCAACUCCAAGGGCUUUUACAGAACUCAUGGUUUAGGCUUUGAACACAUUACUCCCAUUUUCUGGUCUCCUUGCCCAUAGUGGGGUUGUUCAUUUCCUUUUGCCCCCCUUUCUGUAAAUAACCUCUUCCCUAUUAUAAAGGAAACCUAUUAAUGAAAAUUUGAAAAAUACAGAAAAAUUUAAAUCACAACUGAUCCCACCAUCAAUGGUCAAUGACUGCCAAUAUUUUAUAAUCGAUCAACUUUUUCCAUGAUGAUAGAAAUUCUAUUAUUCAAAAGCAGAGUAUAACAUUCUAGCAUUGAUGUAUGCCAUAAUUUCUAAAGCAGUCCCUUUUGUUGACAUUGAAGUUGUUUCCAAAUGAUGCUGCUGGUGAUAUCCUUGCACAUACAUCCUUGGAGAUUUUUUAGGAAGAAAUCUCACAUGCUUUUAACUCCAGAAAGGCUUUUACUGUUUACUAGCAUAGAUUUGCUUCAAAUUUUUGCCAAUAUGUUUUUCAUUGUAUAUUUAAUUCUACUUAUUUGAAUACCCUUUAGAGUGGCAUCCUGCUUUUUUCCCCAGAAGCUUUUUGGUAAAUUAUUUUUCCUAAGUGAGUUGUUCAUAUCCUUUGCCAUUUUUCUGUUGGGAAGCCAGGUCCUUUUCCAUACUGAAUUAAGAGCACCUUAUGGAUUCACUAUAGUGUCCAUUUAUAAACUAUUACAAAAUUUUAGUUUGCUUUUUAAGGUACAUCAUUUUAUGUUUAGUCUUUUGUGAUUUCUUCUAUUUGCUUUUCUGCUUAGAAAGCCCUGACUGAUCUCUGGAUCCAAUGACAAGUUUAUAUAUUUCAAUGAUUUAAUGUCUAUACUUCAUAGCCUUAUUUUUCUUGGAAUUUAUUUUGGCAUGUAAUAACUUACUCCCAAAUAUUUAGAUAAUUUUACCCAAUUAUCUAGUUUUACUUACCCAAUGAAGGACGAGGCUCCUUUAUAAGUCCACGUGUAUACUAGGGCCAGUAUUCAUGUUUUCUGCUGUCUUGUCAUGUAGCAGUACCACACUAUUGUACAGCUCUAUAAUGUACUAGCAGUUUUAGCAGCAGCACCCCAGAUAAGCACAGGGCCCAUGGAGAGUACCCAUCAGCAUGGAUUACAAAACACUGUAGAGUUCAGAUGCUUUGCUGCUGACUGCACUGGUGCUGCUACAUUCCACCAGGACUUUUUCAGCACCCCUGAGUCAAGAGAUGGGAUAAGGGUCAGAACACUGGACAGAAGAUUAAACUCAGGUAGGAGCCUUAUAUUUUUAAGACAGGGCAUCCUCAGAAGUUGACAUAAAGGAAAGGAAAUGGAAAGGUUAGGCAAGCUCCCUAAUCUUAUCAGGCAGACUAACCCUUUUUGACCUACGUCAAAACUGAGAGCUAGAAGGAUGACUCCCAGAGCCAAUCCAGCCAUGUGCUUCAGCAACUGGAUUUGAAAGGAGGAAAGAAGCCAGUGUUGCAACUUUCAUACUCCUCCGACCCUGAGCACUACCUUCAGUGCACCUUUCUUGCUAGAAAGCAUUCCAUGUGCAGUUAAGCUCAUCUGGUAACUAAGUGAAGUUGUUUGCCCAUCAUCUAAUUGAAAAUUGGAUUUUAGCUGUAAUCUAUACAGCCUGUGACGGCAGCACUUUGAAUAGCCCAGGCUCUAUACAAGCCCCCAAGUCAGUAUCCUUCCACUUUAUUCCCCAAACUUAUUUGUAAGGCUCUGGCUGGGCUCCGUCACGCAGAAGUGCCAAAGCACAGAAGAAACAAGCCCACGAGCCAACUGGGGAAUGCUUUAGAGGCAUACUUUUUAAGUGAGGAAAACAUCACCCCUUAGAUUUCCUUCCAGCCCCCACCGGGUCCUGUCCUUAGUAAUGACAGAGGAAGAGAAAGAGUUCCAGUUCAUUGAGGAAAUCUCAGAAACCUCUCCAUAAUCAGAGAAUGUAGACAUGACUUCCAGAGCCUUUGCGACUGAAAAGUACACCUACUCCCACCACCAUACUUAUUUAUUUUUACAAAAUACCAACAUGAGGCUGGGAAUCUUUGGGGAGGCCAUCAGGGCCUCCAUGAAAGAAAUGUGUAAGAUGACCACUCAAGAGCUUUCCUGAAUGUAAACAAGUAGGCAGAAAAUACAAUGGAAGGAAGCUAAGGGUCUUAAGUGGUCUAAUCAUCAUACAUCUAGAGUGUUAAGAGGCAGAUGGGAAUCACGGAUCACGUUAGUCUGAGCUUCUUCCCCCAUCCCCAAUUUGGCACAGAGGAAAAUUAAGCCCCUAAGAGGGGCUGUGACUUGUGAAAGGUCAUGUAUGACCAUGCCAACCCCCCUCUCUUAUUCUCUGGUUUCCCUGCAUUACUCACCUAACAUUCCUUUGGACAACCUUAAAAGAGCUUGUAAUGUUUGAGCACUUAUGUGUCAUUGGGACUUUAUCAAGACUUUUAAAAUUCUAGCACUCUGAUGGAAGCAAAAGCCUUUUAAUUUUGGAGAUGAGUAAAAGGAAACUUAGAGGUUCACUAACUUGCCAAAGGUCACACAGCAGUGGCACUUGAGUUUAAGCCAGAUACAGCUCGUUUCCUUUGCCUUAAUCACUGCCAUACUGUUAAAUCUAGGGGUCAUGCAUUUAACACAGUGCUCAACUUCGCUUUUUAUUCCUCAUGAGAAUUCACAUUAGUUGCUAAGGUAAGACUAUUUAGGCAGUGGCCCUGUGAAGACUUAUUUGCUCUUUGCCUCUCAGCACUAAGACCCCCAAAAGCCACUCUAUUAAUAUUAAGCUUGGUAUGUGGGAGGUUAACACCCAUGUUUGGAGUCUGAGGAUCCUGUACUUAUCUGGAUUGUUUUUCAAAGAAUAAAAAUUGUCACUCAAUAUUAUGUUGGUAGAAGCUCCCAGUAGGUAAAUUUUGCCCCAGAAUAAAGUCACUGUUUUGUUUUUGUUUUUGUUUUUUUUGUAGAAAUAUCAAUAAUCAAGUAAACAAAUUUAUUAAAUCCAACAGCAGGUAACCGUCCAAAUAAAAAACAUUAAAGGAAAAAAUGUAGACAUCAAAGACAAAAAUGUGUGUAACAAGUCAAUAAAAAUACUCAAGGGGCCAUUUGGAGAGUGCAACAGUGCAGAGAAUACAAACAAAAGUAUUAACUUUUGUCAAGUUUGUACAACCUCAACAAACAGACACACUGGUCACAAACCAAGAGGGAUCCACAAAGGUGGAGGGUCACAUGAGCAGUGGACUCAUCACCUCAGCGGCUUAAGGCAGGGUAUAUCUGUGGGACCAAUUCAUCCAAGCCCCAUUUGCCUAUUGCUUCACAUUCCCCCUUUAAAACCUAGAGUCAUAUUCAUUAGUGCAACAGGUAAGAGCAAUUAAUCACAGACGGAGCUGGGGACCAGGGUCAGAGGGAAGACACUUCUCCCAGAGCAAAUGUAUGCGUGUCGGGGGAAUGAAAAACCCCAGCAGCUGCUGAAUGGCUUCCUUUGGCAAUAUCCAAGAUUUGUGUUGAAAGGAGCAGGGAAGUUGGAUGGGUGGCAGAAGUAGAUAUCUAUGAGAUAGGCUGGGUUUCCAAGAAGAGAAGAAUAGGGAGGACAUGAUGCCCAGCACCUGAAUCAGAAGCAGAACCCAAUGGUUAUGCAAAGCUAUUUGAACUAUUUUGGCUUCUGCAACCAGUGCUCAAGAAUCUAUUUCGUCUUUUGAAAAGGGAGAAAACCCCUGCUGAUCUUCACCAACAUGCAGUCCCAGUCCAGUUUAAACUGGAUACGCAAUUACAGCUUAUCAUAGGAAUAAACUCUGAAGGGGGGUGGAUGGGAACCUUUAUAUGAUCUGAAAACACACUGUGGAGUAAGAGGAGGAUCAAUGUCGCAUUUCAUCAAUGAGUCCCAAUUAACACAAUUCAACAACCUUCAUAGUUCUUUCAGUCAUUUAAACAAGAUACUGCUGUAGUCCUCCUCCAAGGAAGACCCAUCAUUUACCAAGAUGUUCAAGUCCCCUAAGGAAGACCUUUGUCAGUUACCAAGAUGCUCAAGUCAUAGCUAACCAAACAUGAGAGACAAGAAAAAUAGCAAAGCAGUCAAGUAAAAGGCAACAAAAACCUAGCAGCAGCUUUCUUCCAUGCCUUAACCUUAUAAUUGCAUAACUGAGUCUACCUUUUGGGCUUCACUGCACUGAAGACCUCAUUUGGAAUCUGGCAAACCAAACACUCCUAAAUAUAUAGGUUGGUGUAAAAGUAAUUGUGGUUUUUGCCAUACUUAAUGGCAAAAACAUACAUAAAGUAUGGCAAAAACUUACUUUUGCACCGACCUAACAGAUCUGUUUUGGUUUGUAAACUUUUAGACAAGUUCUUAUCCCAGUAACUUCCCACCACUGUUCAAUACAAUUUGGCAUAGUAUGUAGCACAUGAGGCCAUCAAGUGUACUAUGGGGUCCCACACCCUGCAGCCUCCAGCAUUCGGCACCAGUCCCUGGAGACCAGUACUGCUUCAAAGACUAAUACUGUGUGGCUUAAUCCUUUCUCCCUUUCCAAAAAGACUAGUUUGUGCCUUCCUUGGGGAAGCUUAAUACUGAAAACACUGCCUUGUAUGUUUUCAAUUGUUAUUUUCCUGGGCCCAGGGUUUGGUUAAAAUUUAGAUCUUUACCCAGCUCUAGAUUCAUCUUCCCUUAUCAGAGGGGCAGACGUGGGUUCCUGGACCCAACUCACACAGGUAGGCAGCACUUCAGCUGCUGAGACGACGAGCUGAAGCAUAGCAAAGCCGCUUACAGGAGGUAGGGUUAAGAAUGAUACAUUGAGAUUUGGCAAAGAUGGGGGAAAGAGCAAUUCAAUGAAGCAGCACGUUAUCUCACACCAUCUUUCUAAUAAAUUGCUAAAGAAACAUCACAAAAGCUUACAAAGCCAUUUGUCAAAACCGAGUUGUUUCUUAUUUCCCAACACACAGCUUGUUGUCGUCCUCAGCUGUUGCCAAUUUCCAAAGUGGCAUCCAUAUCCUGCCCCUCUCCACAUCACCCUGAUGUUCUAUUGCUAAGCAAGGAGUGUACUGGCUUACCUGAGGGGCACACAUUCAGCCUCUCACACAGACUUACCACUCAUUAAGUGGCAAACCUAUUUCUACGUUGAAGGGAACAAGGCUUUUCAUUUCCCAGAAGUAUAACUUCAAACCCUACACACACCUCACCUUGGAUCCCUUUGCAGAAAAACUGCAUUUCUUGUGGUCAUGAAAGAGUCAAGCAUUGGCCCAGAGCGACUGCAGAAGCUUGAAAUCUUUGCUGGACAUCAAAUACUCAAACUUGGAAGGAACUUGUAAGUUCCUCCCUGACUGCUCCCUUUUCUGGCUUCUCAUUUGCAAAUGGAUCAAUAUAACCAAAAAAUAACUAAAUGGCUUUUUUGGUGGGGGAUGAGGAGGCUAAAUAGUUAAUUUAAAAAACAACAAAAUCCACCCACUCUAGUACACGUAAUGCACGGAAUGUCUUCUUAAAGGGUGGGGAAGGAACCUAGUUUCUCUACUCAGGGUCCUGGGCUGCCUCCCUCUUUUGCACACUUCUCUCUGAUACACCCUGAUCUGGGAUGGAAAGGGCCUUACCUGGCCAAGUGCAGCCUGCCUUUUCCCUCAGUCAACCACUACCCAAUCCAGAACCGAGGAAAAUGAGUUGCAAACGGCUUAAUGAAACAGCAGUCUUUUUAAAACCUCAGUCUGGGUACCCAGCUACAGCUGAUCCCACAGAAACUGCUGGGACCUCUGGAGACUUACUCCAGAGCCUUAUUUAGCUAGAACAGAAGCCAGGCAUCUGGCCCAAGACCCCCUCCAGCUUUCUAGCAAUACUAUAUCAUGAAUGAUCUUAAAGUUUCCCAUUUGCCCCUCUAAAAGAAAAAGUGACGGUUUUGGUUUUUAAAAAAAAAAAAAAAAAAAAAAAAAAAAAAUUCCAAGUAUGUUCCUUAUAGCCAAUAUCAAUUUUAGAAAAAUACUGACUGCCAAAACUAUUUAAUAACCCUUAAGGUGGGAGCCCAGAGCUAUAAGGCUGCUCACAAUGGAACAUGCAAUUCCUGCCCAGGCUGAGAAACAUACCUGGGACACAGCGGGGUAUUAUGUUAGGGGAAAAACCUCCAAAUGUUUAAUAGACAAAGUCUCAUUACCUCAAGAGUAUAAAUAUUUUUAUAAGUUUUUAUUUAAAAGAUUCCCUUUUUAAUCUGUUCCAAAGUGUUGGUAGCUGAACUAUACAAGUUCCUGCCACCCAUCCUUCCAGUACAGUUUUGUGAGGACAUAUUUUUUAAAUGGAAAAAUAACAGGAGGACCCUCUAACUGAAACCAGGUAGGACCAGAGUCAGUUCCUCAGGCCCCUGCGGCAGUCUGGCCAAAGCUGGCCUUACGAAGCGAGCGCGUGGAGAAGUCUGGGGAACCAGGCCCUCCCUCUUGUGAGGGAAGGGCUGAGCAAAACUCAUGUUCUCUUUAGUGAAAAUGGUCCAAAUUCAGAUCCAAAAGCCUCCAUUAUGGCAUUCCCUGGCACUCUUCUUAUACUUUAUACAUUGAAGGCAGCUCCCUCUUUUAUGGCCAGUAUAAGCAGGCAAAGAAACAAAGGAAUAUAGAUACAUAUAUGUGUAUAUAUAUAUAUUUUAUAUAGGUAAAAUAUAUACAUAUUUUAUAUAUGUAUAUAUACAUAUUUGGGGGUAGGGAAAGGAGAGGAGGGUCAUGUAAACCUAAACAGUCAUCACAUUACCCCAAAUGAGCCUGACUUUAACAAAAAGAUAAUAAAUAACUCCUGGGGGUUAAGUGACAACAUGGGUGCAGCAAGAAGGGAAAGGGCACAAAUUUAACUAUUAAAUACACUUUGAUAUUUGUUUGGCAGAGUUCAGGCCAACCCCAGGCUUCUGCCCUUGCCAGACAAGUAAGCUGAUGAUAUUCAAAGAAAAAAAUAAAAAUAUUAAAAAAAAAAAUUCAAGCAGAGCUCCAUACCACAGUUUUCCUUCAAGUCAGUUGGCCGGCAGGCAGUUUCCCGACCAC
This is a messenger RNA of Chlorocebus sabaeus (green monkey), 11867 nucleotides long. It is a transcript of the gene REXO5, whose product is annotated as RNA exonuclease 5. Gene Ontology annotation, cellular component: nucleus. The record is from RefSeq and is a predicted model, not a curated record. Gene Ontology annotation, molecular function: RNA binding; exonuclease activity. Lineage: Eukaryota; Metazoa; Chordata; Mammalia; Primates; Cercopithecidae.